Myotis brandtii (Brandt's bat) is the source of this 432-nucleotide messenger RNA. RefSeq names its product 60S ribosomal protein L29-like. The transcript is spliced from 2 exons. Gene Ontology annotation, biological process: cytoplasmic translation. The coding region runs from base 1 to 432 and encodes 143 amino acids. Gene Ontology annotation, molecular function: structural constituent of ribosome. The record is from RefSeq and is a predicted model, not a curated record. Lineage: Eukaryota; Metazoa; Chordata; Mammalia; Chiroptera; Vespertilionidae. Gene Ontology annotation, cellular component: cytosolic large ribosomal subunit; ribosome.
AUGGAUAGACCUGGAAAGUGUUACGAGCUGCGGGCUUCGCUGCAGAUAUGGCCAAAUCCAAGAACCACACCACACAUAACCAGCAUCAAGAAACCCCCAUCACAAAGAUACGAAUCUCUUAAGGGGGUAGACCCCAAGUUCCCGAGGGACACGUGCUUUGCCAAGAAGCACAAUGGGAAGGGCCCUCGUGAAGCCCAAGGAGGUCAAGACCAAGAUCCCAAAGGAUGGAAACCGCAAGCUCUGUCGACUUGCCUACUUCGCUCACCCAAGCUUGGAAAACGUGCUUGUGCCCACAUCGCCAGGGAUCUCAGGGUCUGCCGGCCAAAGUCCAAGGCCAAGGCUCAUACCGAGCUCCAGGCUGCAUCUGUGACUGUGGCUGCAGCUCAGGCACAGGCUCAGGCUCAGGCUCCCGAAGGUGCUGUGUGCCUAUGA